Molecule: messenger RNA, 587 nt
Organism: Actinia tenebrosa (Australian red waratah sea anemone)
Lineage: Eukaryota; Metazoa; Cnidaria; Anthozoa; Actiniaria; Actiniidae
Biological process (GO): calcium ion import across plasma membrane
Cellular component (GO): plasma membrane
Molecular function (GO): protein binding; calcium channel activity
Source: RefSeq, a predicted model, not a curated record
ACACUCCUCUACACCUAGCAGCAAUUAAGGGUCACAUAACUAUUACCCAGUUUCUCGCGGUUGAAUACCCCUCAAUGGUGAUGCGCGCCAAUCUCCAAGGGGAUCUUCCUGUAGAGACGGCCAUGCAAUAUGGUCAUGAUGAGGUGGCUGCUUCUCUUAUAAAAAAGAUGAGUCAUUUAAGCGUACAAGAGCUCUUUAGGGCAUCAAAAACGAUAAAAACAAAGAACGAUUUCGUGGAGUUGGUGCGUCAAUUCAAGAUGAAGAAAACCAUUCUCGCCAUACUCGAUGCUAUGAUUGUCCCAAAAUGGCCCUACCCUACCAGCCUUCAUUACCACAAUACAACAGUUGGAGAGUGGCAGGACCUUGAAGACCACCCAACACACAUUGAAGUCUGCUGGGAUCUGCUCGAUGUGGAUAAGAAUGGACGUCCGCCAAGCCAUCCAGAUUACAUCUACUGUCCAAAGUCGCCAUUUUACUACCUCACACGACAGUGCCAGACUUUACAAAAGGAUUUAAUAUUCCAUCCUGUUCUCAGGCUUGUUUCGGAAAGGAAAUGGGAAAAGUAUGCUAGAUUUUGGUUCAGGUAA